AUGUUCUCUCUCUCUGGCAGAGUCCCUCUGAUCAAAGGGAAGAGUGCCCGUGAGGCACUAGAAGAGAAAGGUAUGUGGGAACACUACAAGGCGAGCUACCCCUACAACCCCAUGGCCAAGUUCAGCCAGAGCUACGCCGUCGGUUACGAGUCCAUGACCAACGAUGCUGACCUCUCUUACUAUGGCGUCAUCUCCAUUGGCACACCUCCUCAGUCCUUCCAGGUGAUCUUCGACACGGGCUCUUCCAACCUCUGGGUUCCGUCCAUCUACUGCAGCAGCGCCGCGUGCAACAACCAUGACAAGUUCAAUCCUCAGAAGUCCAGCACCUUCAAAGCAACCAACAAGCCACUUUCAAUCUACUAUGGCACCGGCAGUAUGACUGGUGUUCUGGGAUAUGAUACCGUUGGAGUGGGUGGUAUCCAGGUCGCUCAUCAGAUCUUUGGGCUGAGUACGACCGAAGCUCCCUUUAUGGCUUACAUGAGGGCCGAUGGCAUCCUGGGGCUAGCCUAUCCCCAGCUGUCUUCUUCCAAUGCACAGCCUGUUUUUGACAACAUGGUGCAGCAGGGUCUUGUGCAGGACUUCUUCUCUGUUUACCUGAGCGGCAACUCGCACACUGGCAGUGAGAUUAUUUUUGGUGGGUACAACCCUAACCACUACACUGGUUCCCUGGUCUGGAUCCCUCUGUCCUCUGAGACCUACUGGCAAAUCACCAUGGACAGUGUGACCAUCAAUGGGCAGGUGGUUGCUUGCAGUGGGGGAUGCCAGGCCAUCGUGGACACUGGCACGUCCCUGAUUGCUGGCCCCAACAGUGACAUCGCCAGUAUCAACAGCUGGGUGGGAGCCACAGUUAAAAACGGGGCUGCUGUGGUGAACUGCAACAGCAUCAGCAGCAUGCCUGACGUGACCUUCAACAUCCAUGGCUCCUCCUUCUCUCUUCCUGCCUCCGCAUACGUCAGACAGUCUGGCUACUAUGGCUGCAGCACUGGUUUCUCCAACGGUGGCUCUAGCCUAUGGAUCCUGGGUGAUGUGUUCAUUAGGAAAUACUACACGGUCUUCAACAGAGGAACCAACUCCGUGGGUCUGGCGAAGGCUGUGUAAAUACGCACGGCUUUAAGUGGCAGACGACAGCAUCAGUCGGUCAUGUUUGCUGAGAAGAUCAACA
Messenger RNA from Electrophorus electricus (electric eel), 1162 nucleotides. Its product is annotated as pepsin A-like. Gene Ontology annotation, molecular function: aspartic-type endopeptidase activity. NCBI's taxonomy places the organism in Eukaryota, Metazoa, Chordata, Actinopteri, Gymnotiformes, Gymnotidae. Gene Ontology annotation, biological process: proteolysis. The record is from RefSeq and is a predicted model, not a curated record.